GCUCACGGCCAGCUUUGUAAGCAGAACCACCUGCCUCGAUGGAGCCUCGUGAUUCACGAUCAGGUCACCGGGUGGCAUAUGUCUCCCUACUGGCUCUUCUAGCGACGGACCUAGCUUUUAGUUUCGUCGGAAGAGUGGCUGCUUUCGCACAGCCGCCGCAUCGUGGGCACAUGCUCACACGCACCCGUACAAAAUGGCCUCUUUCACCAUCGGCCGGUCGCUUGUCGAUUUCUUCCUCUAGCGUGAGCGCCACAAGAAAGUGCGCACAGCGCUGCUCGACGGACACUUCAUGUAGGAUGGCCACCGAAGAUCAGGCGGACGAGAACCUUGCGCAAGUGUGGGCGUCAUCGAUCUCUACCAAGAAGGAGCUCGUGCCCGCCAUAGCUGAGGCGGCUGCUAAAGCUCUGGCGCAACUCCCCGAGGGUGCGUCUAUUGAUCUGGCGCUGAUACACGUGUCGAGUAUAUACGGGAACGCGGAGAGAUUGGAGUAUGUGGUGCCAGAACUCAGGAAAGUGUUGCCCGGGCUAAGCGCAGUUGUGGGCUGCAGCUCGGCUGGAGCGAUAGGCAUGCAGGGCAAAGGGCGCGUUGUAGAGAUAGAGAACAGAUCCUGCUUGGGGUUGACCCUAGCCACUUUGCCGGGGGUGAAGGUUCAACCGUUCUACCUCGCCGACAUGGACGUCCCUGAUCCCUUCGAUCCUCCGGCAGUCUGGAAAAGAGCCGUUCAGCUUCGUGACUCAGACAUCCCCGCGACAGAUGCAGGCGGGGACGCGGGGGCACGUGGGAAAGCGGGGGUCGGAGAGCCCAUAUUUCUGUCGUACUCGACCACGGCUUCGAUCGACGCCUUGGGGGACUAUAUGGCGGGCAUGGACCAAACAUUUCCUCGGUCCCAGAAGAUCGGAUCCAUCGCAUCAACGGUUAGCAGUCUGACAAGGUCUUGCGUGUUCUUUGGCGAGGGUGGGACGGCUGGGACCGUAAUGGAAAAGGGUGCAUUCUACAGGGAAGGCAUGGUCGGCGUAUCGCUCACGGGGGACAUCCGAAUGCGUUCUUUCGUUUCUCAGGGAGCGAGGCGAGUAGGACCAACGUUCAACGCAGACAAGGUGGAUGGGCCAGUGGUGAAGAGCCUUCGUGUCGCGGUAAGGGGAGCUGACGACGAGGGACAAGACGAUUGGAUAAGCCCUGCACUGCCGCCGCUAGCCAUGAUAAAGCAGGUGCAGAAGAAGCUUUCCGACGAAGAUAGCAGGCUCGUGCAGACCAACAUGCUAGUCGGCGUCGCACCAGAGCUAAUCGGGAACACGGCCAAUGAGAUGAUGGCAAUCAGCACCGGGAGGGACCACUUCGUGGUGCAGGGGGUCCUGAGAACUAGCUUGAAAGAUGGCUCGAUUACCGUUGGAGACUCCGUCGAGCCGGGGGCACGCCUCCAGCUCUUUGUGCGAGACAGACUCGCUGCGGGGGACGAGUUCCAGGCAGCCCUCUUGGCUUACAAACGCCGUGAGCUAUUGGAAACCCUGGCGUCAUCAUCCGGGGAGGGGACCAGCGAUGCAAGGGACGGAAACGGCGACAUCGAAGAAGCUACCCAGAACGUGGGCGUUGUGGACAGCGCGGUCUCGGGGCCGCCCUCUGCCGGAGAUGAGGGGCAGACGACGCCGUUCCGAGCGGCGGGGGCGUUGUUGUUCCCUGGCUUGGAUAGGGGACGGACUCUGUGGGAGGAGGACCACUACCAAAGCUCUGCGGUCUUCAAGACGGUGCCCGUACCGUUGGGAGGCUUCUUCACCAACGGGGUGGCAGGUGCUUUGUCUGAAGGAUCGCGAACCACUCUUUUUGGAUCUAGCACAUCCGUGGCUGUGUUUUCUCCCAUCACUGCCCGGCGCACUACCGUAGAGCCACGGGAGGGAUCGACAACCGUCGACGACGGGAGCGACGCACGUGGUGUUGUCGUUGGCGAGGAUGGGGAAGAAAUCCUUGGGGACGAUAGCGACGACUUCGUCGUGCAGCGCCGUGACGUCAAAGCCGGCCGGGCUGUUCUGUCGGGGCCUGUGCUCUACAGCGUCGCCGAGAGUGUGGCGCAACCCAGGAACACGCUCGAGGCCUUGGUCUGGGAAAAGGAAGCGGCGGUGGACCGCUCCCGCGACCGUUGGCCGAUGAGCUUGCUUGUCAGCCGUUGCCGGAUGUUCAACCUCGAAGAGAAGAACAAACCCAGGGAUGUUGUGGCCGCGUUGAUCAACGGAAAGGGGAAUGGCGGCGUUGCCAUCUUAGCCGAGGUUAAGCGCACGGCUCCAGUGACGGGGAAGUUGCGACGUGGAGAGUUUGAUGUGGUGGAGUUUUCUCGAUCCCUGGAAGGAGCCGGGGUGGCAGCUAUUGCUGUGAACACAGACCCCAAGUUCUUUGGUUGUUCCUACGAAGAUCUCACUAGCAUACGGAGCGCGGUGACUACUCCGGUCAUGUGCAGCGAUGUGGUGGUAUACCCGUACCAGAUCUACCAAGCGAGAUUGGCAGGGGCUGACGCUCUCAAACUCAUCGCACCGGCUCUUCCGGCGAAGGACUUGAUGUAUUUUCACAAGAUUUCCAAUGCGCUAGGAAUGCAGUGCAUCGUGUCGGUGAGUUCGGCGAAGCAGAUGCUCAUGGCACUCAACCUGCCUGGCAUCCGAGCGGUGUCCAUCAGCAACCGGGACAUGGCUACAUGGGCCUUGGACACGUCUCGGGUAGAACGAAUCUUGGGGGACACAGAGGUGCAAAAAGGGCUGGAAGGGAAGGACAUCACUCUGCUCGUCGAGGGCGGCCUGCAGACGAAAGGAGAUCUUGACCGCACGAAGGCCGCUGGCAUCUCUUGCGUGGUCGUAGGGGAAGCGUUUAUGCGGAGCGAAGACCCGGCAAAAGCAGCACAAGACCUUCUAGUCUAGCGUGUGCCUCUGCUGUGAUAGGGAGAGGUGCUCCAAGAUGCGAAAAAGACGAUCAAGGAUUAUCAUUAACUAGACUAUUUUGCUAGGUCAGGUCCGAGCAGCAGCUUUGGUUCUUGUGGACACUGGGUAGGUUUCAAUGCGUGUUUCUGAUGUUAUCUCGCAAUGAGUUCUGCAUCUCGUGUUCGAGCCAUCGAAAGUCGUCCCGAACGGUAGGUUGUGUAGUUCUAGGGCCGCAGGGGUGGUGAAACCUACCGAACGGUCUCCAGUUUUUCGCCGAUACCGUUCUCGCUCUUAUGUGUAAAAGGGUAUCGAAUCAGCGCACACGUCUCACCAGAUUCAC
Molecule: messenger RNA, 3237 nt
Organism: Ectocarpus sp. CCAP 1310/34
Lineage: Eukaryota; Phaeophyceae; Ectocarpales; Ectocarpaceae
Source: the annotation of a GenBank genome assembly